AUGGCGGACUAUAAAAUUGAGAAAAAUAAAUGGCUAAAUUCUCUAUCCAAAAUUCGUGAUCAUUGGGCUCCUAUAUAUGUUAAAGGCAUAUUUUGGGCUGAAAUGUCUACCACUCAAAGAAGUGAAAGCGUAAAUGCAUUUUUUGAUGGCUAUGUUGGUCCGACGACUUCAUUGAAGCAGUUUGUUGAGCAAUAUGAUAAUGCCUUGAAAAGCAAGACCGAGAAGGAGAACAAAGCUGAUUUUGCUCCAUUUAACUCGUUCUGCUCAUUUCAGGUGUCCGACAUUGUCAAGGGGAAGGAAGGUGCAUUUAGAAAGCAAGUGGUAUACAAUGUCUACACUAACGAGGAAGAAUUUGACAUUAAAUGCACGUGUCAGUUGUUUGAGUUCAAGGGGAUUAUUUGUAGGCACAUUUGCAAGGUGCUUAUUGAAAAGAAUGUGAAAGACAUUCCUUCUAGGUAUAUUUUACCACGAUGGAGAAAAGACAUCAAACGCAUGCAUACAUAUGUACAAAACUGUUACGAUGACCCACAAACAAGUGAGGAGAAACUGCGGUACAAUAAAUUGUGCUCUCAUUUUACUAAAGCCGCAGAACAUGGAGCGGAGUCAAAUGACAAAUACAACUUGUUGAUGAAAUAUGUGGAUGAGGCAAUUGAGAAGUUGAUGGACAACACAACUUGUAAGGAAAAGUUUACACCAACGUUGUCGGAGGCGACUAUUGUGCCAUGCCAACAACUUCUCACUCCUUUAAAGAAGGCACAAACAAAAGGAGAUGCAUCAGCUCAAAAAUUAGCGCAAGAUGAUCAUUGCACACAAGGGAGCGUGGUUUUACAAGCCAGUGCAAUGAUUUCUGAUCAAGGUUCAGUUGCCGUUUCUAAUUCUAAUGUCACUGCAUAA
Messenger RNA from Dioscorea cayenensis subsp. rotundata (Guinea yam), 894 nucleotides. RefSeq names its product protein FAR1-RELATED SEQUENCE 9-like. Lineage: Eukaryota; Viridiplantae; Streptophyta; Magnoliopsida; Dioscoreales; Dioscoreaceae. Gene Ontology annotation, biological process: regulation of DNA-templated transcription. The record is from RefSeq and is a predicted model, not a curated record. The coding region runs from base 1 to 894 and encodes 297 amino acids. Gene Ontology annotation, molecular function: zinc ion binding. The transcript has 5 exons.